AUGAGGCCAGACAAUUUGUUGAGGUCGCAUGGAAAGGAGAAGCUGGGUGACAAGCCUGACUUCGCCAAGGGCUCGUUUUACUUCAAUCCGUUGUCGGAUACUCCAGGCACAGAGGACGACAUGGCCAAAUUUCCCUGGGCGUUGCCCAAGAAUCGAUGGCCCAAGGAGAUCCCUGAGCUGGAGAGGAAAUGCAAGGAUCUGGGCAAGGUGAUGCAAGAGAUAUUCACACCGCUUCGCGGUCGAAGCCGCCCGCACGGAGGAUCAAAAAGCACCUUGUGCUCUCCGAGCCGGGAGGAAGCGGAGGUCAUUGGAUUCCUCGGGGAGCAGGUUGACCACGUGAUGGCCAGCAAGGUGAAGACCUACACUGCAAACCUCGGAAAGACCCUCCGCGAGACCAACAAGUGCAAGGGCAGACUUCUCUACUACUUUCCUCCUAAGGAGACAGUAGCCCCUGGCGGCAACGAUGUCUCGGAGGAGCAUUCUUUGGGGGCACAACGACUCCGGUUUCAUGACCGGGUUGACGCCGGACCUCUUUGCCGCAUUGCAGCACGGCUCAGAGAUCGAGAAUCCUGA
Messenger RNA from Durusdinium trenchii, 573 nucleotides. The record is from the annotation of a GenBank genome assembly. NCBI's taxonomy places the organism in Eukaryota, Dinophyceae, Suessiales, Symbiodiniaceae.